AAUAUUUCUUUCUGCUGGUAACCCCGACUGACACUUGCCAAAUGCCAGUCAGUCCACCAAAAAAUGUCGGGCAGUGUGUCAUAUUAAAAAUCACUCUAAAGCUUAAUAUUUACGCCAAAUAUAAAUAGCUCACGUAAAACAAUUGUGUGUGUAAUUACCUUAAAUCCUCCUCGCAACUAAACGCGGCUACUCAUAUCAGCUGCCGGCUGACAGCAGUAGCGAAAAUGAAAGUCUGGGGAGCACACGGUGAAUUCUGCGCCCGACACCAAUGGGAAGUCAUCGUGGCCACGCUGGCGUUGUUGGCCUGCGCAGCCAGCGUGGAGCGCCACGGCCCCGGCAACAGGUCCGAGCACUGCGCCGGCUGGGCUAGAGCCUGCCCCGGGCUCGAGGCUGAAUACCAAGCCGCCGACGCCGUUAUCAUGACGUUUGUGCGUUGUGCGGCUUUGCUAUACGCCUACUACCAAAUCUCGAAUCUUCACAAAAUAGCUUCAAAAUAUCUGCUCAUCAUCGCUGGAGUGUUUUCCACAUUCGCCAGUUUUAUAUUCACUUCAGCAUUGGCGAGUUUAUUCUGGAGUGAACUAGCUAGUAUUAAAGACGCCCCGUUUUUAUUUUUGUUAGUGGCAGAUGUCGCAAGAGGCGCCAGAAUGGCUAAAGCUGGCUGGUCUGCUGGCGAGGAUCAAGGAAAAAGAGUUGGUAGAGCUCUGUCCUUGCUAGGUCCAACUGCAACAUUAGAUACGCUCCUAGCAGUAUUAUUGGUCGGAGUGGGAGCUUUAUCCGGUGUGCCUAGAUUAGAACAUAUGUGUACCUUCGCAUGCCUUGCAUUAUUGGUGGACUACCUAGUCUUCGUAACUUUCUACCCCGCAUGUUUAUCAUUAGUCGCAGAUUUUGCGUCUGGAAGAAAAGAAAUGUCGCCAGACAGCCCAUUCUCAGAAGAAGACUUAAAACCAAACCCUGUUGUCCAAAGGGUAAAAAUGAUUAUGGCUGCUGGUCUUCUCUGCGUUCACUUGACAAGCAGAUGGCCUUGGUCUUCUGAUAAUGGCAUCAUAGAAGGUCCUGCCGACAACAUGAUUCCAGCUCCAGGCGAUAAUGUCCUGCUGCAUUCGUAUGUGAAAUGGUUCUCUGUUAGUGCUGAUUAUAUUGUGAUAGCGACGUUGCUUUGCGCUCUGAUAAUUAAAUUUAUAUUUUUUGAAGAACAACGGAAUUGGGUCAUAGAUAUGAACGAUAUGACGGUCAAAGAGUUCGUGCAAAACGAUAAAGAGGGCAAUGAAUCUCGCAAACCUAAAUUUUCUGUAGGUGAUGACUCUAAUUCGGAAGUGUCUACACAGACCGACGGUGCCAAUAACACUGAAGAUGUUGAAUGGCCUCUUCUAUCGCCUAGCUCUUCAGCCGCCAAACUAAACGCUAAGAAGCGGCCAAUGGCUGAAUGUCUGGAACUGUAUAGGUCGGGAGCUUGCACAGCUCUGAGUGAUGAAGAAGUCAUAAUGUUAGUAGAACAAUCGCAUAUUCCUCUGCAUCAACUUGAAAGUGUUUUAGGUGAUCCUUUACGAGGCGUUAGGCUCCGACGACGGGUUGUCUCAGCUCGUUACCAUACAGAAGCAGCCGUCAAACAACUGCCUUAUCUUAACUACGACUACAGCAGGGUUUUGAAUGCCUGUUGUGAAAAUGUGAUCGGAUACGUCGGUGUGCCUGUAGGUUACGCUGGUCCUUUAUAUGUUGAUGGCAAAGCUUAUAUGAUUCCUAUGGCGACUACCGAAGGCGCACUGGUCGCAUCGACAAACAGAGGCGCUAAAGCCAUCGGUACAAGAGGGGUUACGAGCGUCGUAGAAGAUGUUGGAAUGACGAGAGCGCCAGCAGUCAAGUUGCCAAAUGUAGUCCGAGCUCACGAAUGUCGACAAUGGAUAGAUAAUAAAGAGAACUACGCUAUUUUGAAGGAAGCGUUUGAUUCAACCUCGCGUUUUGCCCGACUCCAAGAAAUCCAUGUUGGUGUGGACGGUGCUACUCUUUACCUCCGAUUUAGAGCAACAACAGGCGAUGCCAUGGGCAUGAACAUGGUCUCCAAAGGCGCGGAGAAUGCCUUAAAACUUCUUAAAACAUUUUUCCCAGACAUGGAAGUUAUCAGCUUGUCAGGAAACUACUGUUCAGACAAAAAAGCUGCCGCAAUCAACUGGGUUAAGGGAAGAGGAAAAAGAGUCGUUUGUGAAACAGUAAUUUCUAGUGAGAGCUUGAGAACUAUUUUUAAAACUGAUGCUAGGACUUUAGCAAGAUGCAACAAGAUCAAAAAUCUAUCCGGGUCGGCGUUAGCGGGGUCGAUAGGUGGUAACAACGCGCAUGCUGCUAACAUGGUGACCGCUAUCUUCAUAGCCACCGGCCAAGAUCCGGCGCAAAACGUGACGAGCAGCAACUGUUCCACUAGCAUGGAAGUAUACGGCGAGAAUUAUGAAGAUCUGUACGUCACUUGCACUAUGCCUUCGCUGGAAGUCGGCACAGUAGGUGGAGGAACAGUAUUGACUGGCCAAGGGGCCUGCCUUGAGAUCUUAGGUGUUAAGGGAGCAGGCGUACGCCCCGCAGAGAACUCUGCGAGGCUCGCUUCUCUAAUUUGCGCAACGGUAUUAGCGGGAGAACUUAGCCUGAUGGCAGCUUUAGUUAAUUCGGAUCUGGUAAAGUCUCACAUGAGGCAUAACAGAUCGACGUUGAAUGUUCAAGCUGCGAAUAUAGAAGUAAAUUCUGUGGCUUUAAAAGUGCCUACGUUAUAACAUUUAGCUUGUCAUGUAGAGAUCCGCAGCGUCCACGCGCUCGUCUGGGUAUCUGUUUAAAUGACUAUUACAGUAUAAGACUUUGUUAUGUAUUAUUGUAUAGACAGAAUAUAUGAGAAAUGUUCGCGUUUGUUCGUUGCUGUAUGUGCAUGUUUAAGGAUGCUUUAAGACCUUUAUAUUUUCUAUGUUUGACUACAUAUAAAGCAAUAAAUCUAUUUAAAUCCACAAACUGUUGCAAAUUUGUUAAUGAUAAAACAAAAAAUAAUAGAUAUAUCACAAAUGGUUUAAGCAGGUCACAUGCGGAGAUGACAUCUCUAAAGGUCAAAAAGCAUCCUUAAACAUUUUUUAAUACUUAUAGACAAUUAUGUGUUAGCUGAGCCUUAAUGAGCUGUAUCUAAUGAUUGCUUAGACCUUUGAAACAUAAACAUGAGUAUAAGAUAUAAAUUGACUUUGUGUGUGGGAAAAACAAAACUUAUCUAUAACUUUGUAGCCUAGCGACUGACUAAAAAUUUGCAAAGCAUUGACGUCGAUAUUAUUUUUACAUUGAUCUUAAUUUUUAUGAACAUUAAAAUAGACGCCAAUAUUCAAUUGUAAUAAUGGACCAAAUAAACUAUAGUCUAUUUCGCCGAACGUAUAAAUUUAAAGUGUAAAUGUCAAAGUAUUUUUCUCUUGGCGAAGGAUGGUUGUGGAAUUAAUCCGUUCUGUACUUUCCCACCGAUAAUACUUCAAUAUUCAACUUCUAACGAGUAACAAUUCAGUACCAAGAGUCGACUUAACAAAGAAACUGAAUUCAAUAAAAAAAUUAAAUAAGUUUCAGCCUUUGUACUUUUACAUACAUCGGUUAUUAGUUAAUACAGCGAAAAGCCAAGAGCGCACCUUGAACAGUGUUUUUAUUAUUAUUAUUAUUCCUUUUUACGGUCACUCCUCCAUUUAAAUUGUCGACUUUAAUUAUAUCCAAUUGUCCAAUGUUUGUAGAUGCAAAAGGCAGUAAAACAAGUCUUCAGCUCGUACUUGAACUUAAAAAUAAAGUUUUCUUUCACAUACAAGCGGUAAAAGGUUAUUGCGUCAUUCUGAUAGCCAGACUUCGAAUAGUAUUGACUGAAAUUAUAUUCCAACGAAUUUGUUAACUUUUUUACCAAUUACUUUUUUUAUCAGCUUGCUAAUAAAAAAAAUAUAAUUCACUAAUGACUGAUUUUCGGUAUGAACAUACUUAGCAAAUAAAAAUUGCCCUGAAGUAAGGAUUAAUUGCGAGUUUGAUGCACACAAUGGGAUUAGUAACAGUUUUAUGAUUCACAAUUGUUUUCGCCAAAUCUGAUGCAAGUAAUGAUUAUAAGCUACGUUGUAAUUAAGUUGCAAUAACACAUACGUCUUAUAAAAUACAUUUCAAUCGUGUAAAAAAAAUAUUGUUACUAUUGUUCUCGUAAUAUUUAAUUUGUUUAUUGUGUUCUACGAAACAUUUUUAUCUGAUAUUUGAAAAAUCAGCUGUUAGAUAAAAUAUUUGCGUAUUAUAUUGUCCAGUCUAAACAGGAGACUGACAAAAUUUUAUUAAUAUGGCUCCAAAAAUCUUGAACUGCCGUUAACAUUUCAUAUAGGUUAUUAAUUUCGUUGUUUGUUUGUUUUGUUUUAAUAAUAAGUGAAUAAUCGCGGGAAAUCCUUGUGUAGGUACGUGUAACUCGAAUAUUAUGUUAUUGAGGCUUUUGACAUUACCGAUAAUUUGACAAAUCGAUGCAUGUUUCUUGAACUUGUAUGAUAAGAAUAGUGUUUUAAUAAAUUUUGUUGUAAUCUAAAA
This is a messenger RNA of Manduca sexta (tobacco hornworm), 4542 nucleotides long. RefSeq names its product 3-hydroxy-3-methylglutaryl-coenzyme A reductase (gene Hmgcr). The record is from RefSeq and is a predicted model, not a curated record. Gene Ontology annotation, molecular function: hydroxymethylglutaryl-CoA reductase (NADPH) activity; protein binding. Lineage: Eukaryota; Metazoa; Arthropoda; Insecta; Lepidoptera; Sphingidae. The transcript is spliced from 2 exons. Gene Ontology annotation, cellular component: endoplasmic reticulum membrane; peroxisomal membrane. Bases 225 to 2753 code for a protein of 842 amino acids. Gene Ontology annotation, biological process: coenzyme A metabolic process; isoprenoid biosynthetic process; sterol biosynthetic process.